Messenger RNA from Camelus dromedarius (Arabian camel), 737 nucleotides. RefSeq names its product phosphatase, orphan 2 (gene PHOSPHO2). NCBI's taxonomy places the organism in Eukaryota, Metazoa, Chordata, Mammalia, Artiodactyla, Camelidae. The record is from RefSeq and is a predicted model, not a curated record. Gene Ontology annotation, molecular function: phosphatase activity. Bases 1 to 726 code for a protein of 241 amino acids. The transcript has a single exon.
AUGAAAAUUUUGCUGGUUUUCGACUUUGACAAUACAAUCAUAGAUGACAAUAGUGACACCUGGAUUGUCCAGUGUGCUCCAGAGAAAAAGCUUCCUAUUGAACUACAAGACUCUUAUAAAAAAGGAUUUUGGACAGAAUUUAUGGGCAGAGUCUUUAAGUAUUUGGGAGAUGAAGGUGUAAGAGAAGAUGAAAUGAAAAGAGCAAUGAUAUCAAUGCCUUUUGCUCCAGGGAUGGUGGAACUUUUAAACUUUAUAAGAAAGAACAGGGAUAAAUUUGACUGCAUCAUUAUUUCAGAUUCAAACUCAGUCUUCAUAGAUUGGGUUUUAGAAGCUACCAAUUUUCUUGAUGUGUUUGAUAAAGUAUUUACAAAUCCAGCAGCUUUUGAUAGCAGUGGUCAUCUCACUGUGGGAAAUUAUCAUGCUCAUUCUUGCAAUAGGUGCCCCCAAAAUCUUUGCAAAAAUGUAGUUUUGGUAGAAUUUGUAGAUAAACAGUUAAAACAAGGAGUGAAUUAUACACAAAUUGUUUAUAUAGGUGAUGGCGGAAAUGAUGUCUGUCCAGUAACCUUUUUAAAGAAGAAUGAUGUUGCCAUGCCACGGAAAGGAUUUACUUUACAGAAAACUCUUUCUAGAAUGUCUCAAAAUCUUGAGCCUAUGGAAUCUUCUGUUGUAGUUUGGUCUUCAGGUGUUGAAAUAAUUUCUCACUUACAAAUCCUAAUAAAGGAGUAAUCUGCCAACAA